CCUUUCUGUGGUUCUGCGACUGCUACAACUGGACAAGAUCCAGCUUCAGUCCAUGGAGCCUCCAAAAGGGUCACAAAGUUGGGUGUUCUUCAAGGGCUCUCAAAAACCUUUGGGUUCAGCAGGGAAGCUGUUCUGCCUCUGAAAAAGCAGAGGCUCCUGCCAAGAUGCUUACUCCUGGCUGCUAUACUGUGGAGACAGUCCAGUUAUCGUAGGGCCUUAGAUGAAAUUGAAAAGGCAUGUUUGAAUCAAGUUGUGCUGAAUACUUUAACUUGAUAAUUUGAAACAUUUAUAUGAUUCUAUUGAAACUCUCAUUUUAGUUGAUGGGGUUGUUUUUGCAAAUAGUUCACAAUUCAGGUCACUUCUGAGAUGGAAAUAUCUUAGAAUUGGUUGUAAAAGCAUUUUUAAAGUAACUUGUGGCUUAUUUACUCUGUCACCAGAUCAUUUCAUGUGCUAAUGCACUGGGAAUGUCAAGCUGUGCUAAUAAGAACAGUUUUCCUUCUAUUUGUUGUUACUCCUAUGUAAAUAUAAUUAAGGCAAAAAGUGUCUGAGUGCCUGAUCACAUGCAUUAAAUUAGCUUCCUUUUUGGCUCCUAAGGCAAACACACCCAGAGAGAUCCAGGGCUUAGGGCAGCACCUUGCCUGCUAGCCCUGAGCCCAUGUCUGUGCUGGUUCUAUGCAGGAAUCAUGGAGUGUGAUUCACUGGGAACUAAGUAUGUGUCUCAUCUUCAGCAUGACAGCAGAUCCAGCAACUGCCUCUGGAAGUACUGUCACGUUUCAUGUUAGGCUUGUGCUGAAGGUUGUGUUGCAGCAAGACUCCAGCAAAUGUGGAGUCUUGGGAAGACUGAAAUUGGAAGAUUUGGGAGUGAGUAUUCCGAAAUUUGUGUAAAAAUUGAGAUUUUUCCACUAUCUGCCAAGAACUCUGUGUUAGUCUUAUGAAAGAAAGGUAUGGACUGAUUUCAAGGGCACGUGUCUGCGUAUCUGGAGAACAUAAGCCAGCAUGACAGCAAAGCUUCCAUGUAGCACAAGGGUGCAAGGCCAAGUGCUGCAGUAAGAGCAUGUGUGAAGACAGAAGCAAGGCUGCAAAAGCCUCCUGAAGCAUGUCCAAGGUCAGGCCCUCUUAAAGAAGACCAGAAGGUCACAUUUGACUUAAAAGAAAUCAUGAAGAUGAGUUUCAUGAGUGACACAAGUGGAGCCAUUAGCAAACUCAUCCAAGAGGAAUCGUCCAUUGAAGGUGAGUGCCUGCACCGCCUCAGUGCAGAGGAGCAGGAGGAGCAGCACAAGCAUUCCUGUUUGUGACACCACUGCAGAGAAACACCUACAGGAAACUUCUGAACUGCUUCACCUUGCUCCUGCAAGCACUCAGCCCUCGGGUGUGUUUGUCACCCUUCAGCAACAGAUGAAGCAGACAGUGACUCCACCAACAUGAGUAUGCAAGAGGUCAGCUUCUCUACAACCAGUGCUGCUCCAGGAGAUUGCUGGGUGAGAAGCAGGUCAAACUGAUUUGAAACAUGGAAUACUUCACACAUGGUCAUUGAGAAAAGCACAACUUGCUGGACACUCUUCACAGAACUUCAACACUCUUUUGGAAUGGUGUUUCCUAACAAGUGUGCCAAAUGUGUCAGCAUGACAAAAGACAGCUAGUCCUAAGGGCUAUAGCUGUUCCUUUGACAUGGUUGGGACAGCCUCCAGAAUAAACUUUCAGCUCCUACUGGCUCCUACUGGAUGUAUCUUUGAGGCUAAGGCCUCUGCAAAGUAACAAAAUCAGAGGAUAUUUGGAACUAUAUCUGUGCUGUGUAGAAUCCAGCAAUAAAUUAUUCCAAUACAAAAGUCCAAUAGAGUUAAUAGAGCAUAUAAACUGUCUAUUAAGUGUCAUCAUAUUUAAUUUGCUGCAAUAACCUGGAGAUGUCCAGGUUUCAGCCUCCCUUUUGCAACCACCUCUGAGAAAUGCUGUGCCAGCUGAGCAGUGUCUGUGUCACCAGCAUCUGUGCAUCAACAGGCAGUGCAAUGCUUCCAGAGCUUUUGGCUGCUUCUCAUCUUCAAUUAUGGUCCCGAUGUGAAGCAGUGCCCUCAGCACAAUGGGGAGAGCCACAAGGGACCUAUGGCCUGGUCAUCCCCACAAAGAGUGGGCAUGGAAGAGGGAAGACCCAGCCUUUGGCCACCCCCAGAUACAGCCUCUUAUCUAAAAAAACUUUCCUAGGAAAACAAUGAACAAUUAAUUUCUUCUUUCCAGGAAGAAACCUGGAAGCUUUUUUGCUGCUCCGUUGAAUAUGGGAUUAUAAAAAAGUUUUUAAAAUUGCACAUAGAGCAUCUCUUUCAAAUGGAUAACUUCUGAACCUGGAACUCUUCAUUACCAACUUCUUACAUCCUGGAGGGGAAAAUGAAUUUCACAAAUUGCACCACUGAAGCCAGUGAGGCUGCAAAGCCAAAGACAGUAACUGAAAAGAUGCUCGUUACCCUGACCUUGGCCACAAUCACAACCUUGACUAUGCUGCUGAAUUCUGCUGUAAUUGCAGCAAUCUCCACAACCAAGAAGCUCCACCAGCCGGCAAAUUAUCUCAUAUGUUCACUGGCUGUGACAGAUCUCCUUGUUGCUGUUCUCGUCAUGCCCUUGAGCAUCACUUACAUAAUGAUGGAUAAAUGGACUCUGGGGUACUUCAUCUGUGAGAUCUGGCUCAGCGUCGACAUGACCUGCUGCACGUGCUCAAUCCUUCAUCUGUGCGUCAUCGCGCUGGACAGGUACUGGGCCAUCACAGACGCCAUCGAGUACGCCAGGAAGAGAACGGCAAAAAGGGCCGGGCUGAUGAUAGUCACCGUGUGGACCAUCUCCGUUUUCAUAUCAAUGCCCCCCCUGUUUUGGAGAAACCACCGCAGCGUCAGUAUUCCCAGCGAGUGCCGCAUUCAGCAUGACCAUGUCAUCUACACUAUUUAUUCCACAUUCGGGGCAUUUUACAUCCCCUUGACUUUGAUCCUGAUCCUGUACUACAGAAUUUACCACGCUGCAAAGAGCCUUUACCAAAAGCGGGGUUCAAGCCGCCACCUCAGCAACAGGAGCACCGACAGCCAGAACUCUUUUGCCAGCUGCAAGCUCACACAGACGUUCUGCGUCUCGGACUUCUCCACGUCUGAUCCAACCACAGAGUUUGAUAAAAUCAACGCAUCCGUGAGGAUCCCUCCUUUUGAGAAUGACUUGGACCUGGCUGGCGACCGGCAGCAGAUCUCCACGACACGAGAACGAAAGGCUGCUCGCAUCUUGGGGCUGAUUUUAGGUGCUUUCAUUUUGUCCUGGUUGCCCUUUUUCAUCAAGGAGCUGCUUGUGGGCCUCCACAUUUGCACUGUCUCUCCAGAAGUAGCAGACUUCUUGACCUGGCUUGGGUAUGUCAACUCGCUCAUCAACCCUUUGCUGUACACGAGCUUUAACGAGGAUUUCAAGCUGGCCUUUAGAAAGCUCAUCAGGUGUCGAGAACAUACUUAAAAGUACUGAGAGAUGAUGAUGCUGGCAUGACUCCUGGCCUUAAAAAUGAGCAAAAUGAUUUGACUCUGCCACUGUUUCCCUUGAUAAAGGGGAUUUUUGUGUUUGCGUAUCUUCUUGACUGUUCUUCAGCCUGUAAUUCAUUAUGCCAUUUUUUAAUCUCUAGUGAAAUUCGUAGUAAAAGGUUUGAAAUAAAUUUAUUCUACAAAGGAAAAGAUUUUUUAGAAAUGCAACAACAAAAAAUAUCACUAGUAUUAGGUACUCAUGUCUCUAAGACAUUUUGUGUAAUCAAUGAUUCAAGAAGAAAAAACAAAAUUCACUUUUAUACUUUUUCCAUUUAAGAAUCAAACAUCGAAAUUAUGUACUGUAUGAACUAAACCCCAUAAAUACAUAUUCAAAAAUUAAUAAACACUUCAUGAUCAUGACAGCUAAACAGCAUCUCUUUACUACAGCGUUGUGAAAAAGCUGUAACAGCCAUUUAGGAGGAAAAUUACCACCAUUUCCACCUUGGGUUGAGGCAGAGUAAACUAUUCCUUUUUUCAGAAAUACACUCCCAAAACAGAAAGCAAAGUUCAGUUCAUUGCAUCUAGAAAUGAUCCCAUUUCAUAACCCAAAGGCAUUUUUUAAAGUGUCUCUCUUUGUGUAAUAUUCCAGAUUUACAUUCAAGGUAUUGGGCAGACAGCUGUGAGGUUGUUCUGCAAUUGAGAGGAUGCAGCUAGCAAGUGUCAUAUUUGUGAAACUAACUGCACAUCUGGGCAGUCACACUUCCAAUACCACUAACCCUAUUUCUUCAGGCCUUGUGCCUCAGUCAGUUCUGGGGUGGUAUUUUUCACUUGUGCCACACUUCACCUGAAUGUUGUGGUGCACAACCCCAAGGAUCUAUGGAUCUUACCCCCACCAAGUCAGACAACUGGAUAUCGUCUCAGCAGGCCAGCUAUAUACAGAAAUUCAAAAAUAUCAGUUAAACCUAAUUAUUUCUGAAUAUCAGGGAAAAAAUCAGUAAAAUAAUUUAUUUUAAAUAGCAGUCUGCACAUAUGCCUUGUUCUCAUCUCAGAAUUUCCAAUGGCCAUCUUGCCCACCUAACCUAUGGUCAUGUGCUCUGGUAGGAUUUCUUGCUCUGGGAGUCCUUCACAGACCUAUUUCCCUUGUCCUGAGAGACAAAAAGUCCUUUGUAUCCUAUCUUUUCUGCUUAUGGAAGUUAAAAUUUUCUGAUUCAAAUGAAUUGUGGAAAUCAGUCUGGGAAGAGGCAAAAUCAAAGCUGAGAAUUUGGUAUUGUCCAUUUGAAACUCCUAAGCAUGAUUUAAAUAUUUAUUACCACCUUGCACCCUUUUCUUCCCUGUCGAUUUUUCUGGACAAAUUCUUUUUGAAUUACACCAAUACACAACAAAGGCAACACCACAUAUGUCAACCUGACAUCCAAUAACUGUGAAAACUAUAGUAUGGCAGCUCCAAAUCCAUCAAAACAAAUACUAGAGGUAGCAAAAGUGUUGUAACAGCACUGGAAGCCAUCUCUGAAAAAUGUUUUGGAAAUUUACAAGAUGACAAUCAUUUUUCUUAUCAAGAGUCAAGGAAGUGUAAGUAAUAUGUGGGUAAUAAACUGCAAAUGGAACUGGGAAAUGACAUCCUUAUUGGUGAGAGAAAGCAUUUGGCUGGAAAGACGCAGUGCCACAAGCUGAGUGCAAACCAAGUCUGAAGGUGACAAAAGGGUGACCUGCUGCUUACCCACAUGCAGUGGGAUUCUUCUUCCAGGACUCCCUGCCUGAGUUUGAGGUCCAACUCCAGCUGUCCUUCUGAAGCUACUGUUGCAGUUGCCUCCAGCAGAUACCUUUGGAUUCCCUACUAGCAAACAAUAAUACCUAAAAAGAGAGGAAAAUUAUGUCAGCCACUAAAAAUUUCUUUUAGUGAGGAAGUACAGAUAUCUGUUAUGGUUUUUCCUUUUUGCAGCUUGUUGGAGGUGGAAAUUGUUGAUUGGAAUCAGGGAAGUGUGUCCUGACCCUGUCUAUCAACAAAGCUUCCAAAGCAGCUCCCCAGGGUUGAUAUGCUACUAAGAAAAAA
Zonotrichia albicollis (white-throated sparrow) is the source of this 5523-nucleotide messenger RNA. The record is from RefSeq and is a predicted model, not a curated record. Lineage: Eukaryota; Metazoa; Chordata; Aves; Passeriformes; Passerellidae.